Amphibalanus amphitrite is the source of this 804-nucleotide messenger RNA. RefSeq lists its product as uncharacterized. Bases 1 to 804 code for a protein of 267 amino acids. The record is from RefSeq and is a predicted model, not a curated record. The transcript has a single exon. NCBI's taxonomy places the organism in Eukaryota, Metazoa, Arthropoda, Thecostraca, Balanomorpha, Balanidae.
AUGACCUCUGGACGGACUGUCGAAGACCACCAUGAUGACUUCAGUGAAAAGGCACUGGAGACUGUCAAGAAGGCGUUCUACGUGGACGACUGUCUCCAGUCGGUGUCGUCAAUCGAGACGGCGCAGUCGCUGGCGUCAGAGGUACAGGCCCUGUGCGCCAAGGGAGGUUUUCAUCUGCACAAGUAUGUGUCUAACAGGGAAGGAGUUCUCGACAAGAUACCGAAAGAAGAUCGAGACGAAGGUUCUUCUAAGAAAGGACUUCACUUGGAAGAAGCGACAAGCGUCAAGAAAGCACUGGGUAUCAAAUGGAACCUGGAGCAGGAUACCUUCAGCUUCUGUGUCAGGGCAAGAGAGAUGAAAGUGACCAGAAGAGAGAUUCUUUCUGUCAUCAGUGGAGUGUUUGACCCUUUGGGCUUUGUGGGGCCGUUCAUUCUUACUGGUAAGAAGAUCCUGCAGGAGCUGUGCGCCAUGAAACUCGGUUGGGAUGAAGAUGUCCCGGAAAGUCCAGCUCUGAUCUGGACCAAGUGGCUAAAGGACCUGCCGAAGCUGGAAGCGUUGGAAGUGGCAAGGUGUCUGAAGCCAGCGAGGUUGGGAUCGAUCGUCUCAAGACAGCUACAUCACUUCAGUGACGCGAGCACAGUAGGUUAUGGUGUAGUGUCAUACCUGCGUCAGACGGAUGACAAAGGGCAGGUACACUGUAUGAUCCUCAUGGCGAAGUCGAGGGUCGCGCCGCUCAAGAAGAUGACCGUACCUCGAAUGGAGCUGGCUGCCGCAACAGUUGCAGUGCGACUUGACAUGCGAUGA